Molecule: messenger RNA, 1057 nt
Organism: Hemicordylus capensis (graceful crag lizard)
Lineage: Eukaryota; Metazoa; Chordata; Lepidosauria; Squamata; Cordylidae
Product: folate receptor alpha-like
Exons: 5
Coding region: 181-927 (248 amino acids)
Cellular component (GO): external side of plasma membrane
Molecular function (GO): signaling receptor activity
Source: RefSeq, a predicted model, not a curated record
CUCACCUGAGCACAGCUGCCAGCCCACAGGAAGUGGAAACAGCUGCUGGGCUGAAGAGGCUGGGCUAUUAAAGCUGCCCAGAGGGGCUUUCUCUUCUCUGCCGUUUGCGGGUUGCAAGUCCGGUACCAAGAAGCUGUCUCCCUCCUCAACUGCUACAGCUUUCUCUUCUCCUGCAGCAAGAUGGCAGCACAGUGGAUGAUGUUGGGGCUGCUUGCUGUAGUGACAGCUGUGGUUGCCAAGCAGAAGGAAGCGGUGCUGAACAUGUGUAUGGAUGGCAAGCAUCAUAAAUCAGAGCCAGGUCCAGAGGAUGCCCUGCAUCAACAGUGUUCCCCGUGGAAGGACAAUGCGUGCUGCACCGUGAAGACAAGCGAGGAAGCUCACAAGGACCAGUCCUACCUAUACAACUUCACUUGGGACCAUUGUGGCACCAUGUCGCCCAAGUGCAAGAAGCACUUCAUCCAGGACACCUGCCUGUACGAGUGCUCUCCCAACCUUGGGCCGUGGGUUAACCAGGUGGAUCAGAGCUGGCGCAAAGAGAGGAUCCUGGAUGUGCCCCUGUGCAAGGAAGACUGUGAGCAGUGGUGGGAGGACUGUCGGGACGACCUGACUUGCAAGGAGAACUGGCAUGUCGGAUGGGACUGGACCACAGGGAACAAUCGGUGCCCCAAGGGGUCCAUGUGUCAGCAGCUGAAGCUGGUCUUCCCUACCCCCAAGGACCUGUGUGAGAAGAUCUGGAGCCAUUCGUACAAACACACGACCUACUCCAGGGGCAGUGGCCGCUGCAUCCAGAUGUGGUUUGACCCCAAGCAAGGCAACCCCAAUGUGGCCGUGGCCAAAUACUAUGCCAGCGCAGGGCAGGGCUCCGCAGCCCACCUGCCGUGGACCGUUGUGGCUCUGCUCUCCCCUGCACUCCUGGCCCUGCUGUGAAGGCGGCAGCCAACGUGCUGCUCUCAGGACUCCACUCGGCAAAGCCGUUGCCAGCGUCCUCUGCCGCCAGGGCUUCCCCCCACGGCGGUCCAGGUGGGGCUGUGUGCCAGGAUUAAAGGCUUGGAACGAA